AUGGUUACCCGAUUGUCCUUAGCGGAGGAGCUGGUCAAAGACCAUCCUAAGAAAACCAUCGAGCUCCUCAUGGACUACCUCCAAGAUAAAGAGAUCCGGGCAACGACUGAGCGGUAUAUAUGGGAGAACCCGGCUCGACGAAGUCCCGAGACCGCGUUGGAACACCGACACGAAGCCUCGCCGCCACGCGCACAUCGCCGGAAUCCCUCUGCGCCACAAGGCCCCCCACGAUAUGAUGUUCAGAGUGCCAGGUACAGUGUACAGACCCCUCCCACCAGCGCGGGAUCCGUCAAGUCCCACGGCUCGGGUCUCACCGCCGCGGGCAUGGAAAAGAUAACAUUCCUCUCAUGCGACGACGAAAUCCCGGACCAGACAGUCAUAGCGAGGAAUGCACCGGGGAGAUACAACUUGAUUGAUAAGGAAGUGGCAGAUAGUCGUGGACUCAAUGUCGAUCCGGUUGACGUGGACGAGUCGAUACUGGUACACCUCCCGUCAGGUGCGAAGAGGAGAGUGAGUGUCCAGACUGUUGUGUACCUGACAUGGCAUCGUCGUGGUGCAUACCGAACAAGUAAAAAUGCAUUUUACAUCGUACCAGAAGGGCUGCUGAACAGCGAUGUGGUUCUGGGAUCCGAUGAAUCUAUGGAGCGACAACACACCACAGGCUUCGUAUCAGCGGAAGAGAUAGACCAAUCGGUCCCCCUACGCGCACCGACUGCGCCCAUGUACGCUCAAUCCUCUCUGCAACGUCCGCCUGAGGUUCAACGCACCUACGAUCGCGUGAGCGCCAUGCGGGAAGCCCAACUCAUGCGCGCAUCCGAACCACCCGCUCAAGCCGCACAGUCGGCACCCGUGAACGACGGACAACCAAGUCACGCAACGUUGCCCGCUGCAGGUCCCGCGGCUACAGGCGGACAGCUCCAACUGAAAGGCCUCUGGGGCACGACGCCAAUCAGUAUCUCGUUCAACCCAGAGGAAUCUGGAGAGACUUUCUUCCAAGUCUUCCUCCGGUGGGCCAAGCGGCGCGGCCGUGGUGGCGAGGUGGACCGAAGCAGAAUGAUUCUCUGGCUUAAGGCAAACAAGGAGAUGUCGGACGACGCAGCCCAGGAUCUCAGCCUUGACCUCGACGAGUUGGAGAACCUUUGGGCUACAACGGUUGCAUGGAUUCACGAGAACAAAAGUGCGCAAGCACCGCAUCUCUAUGCGACGGUCCAAAUGAUCGAAAUGGAAGACGGAUGA
Molecule: messenger RNA, 1236 nt
Organism: Alternaria metachromatica
Lineage: Eukaryota; Fungi; Ascomycota; Dothideomycetes; Pleosporales; Pleosporaceae
Exons: 2
Coding region: 1-1236 (411 amino acids)
Source: RefSeq, a predicted model, not a curated record